Pseudophryne corroboree (corroboree frog) is the source of this 1127-nucleotide messenger RNA. RefSeq names its product chromosome 11 C11orf68 homolog (gene C11H11orf68). Lineage: Eukaryota; Metazoa; Chordata; Amphibia; Anura; Myobatrachidae. The coding region runs from base 222 to 947 and encodes 241 amino acids. The record is from RefSeq and is a predicted model, not a curated record. The transcript is spliced from 2 exons.
AAAAGUACAAUCUGAGUAUCAGGGAACGCCUGUCCUGUCCCGCUACUUACUCUGAUGCUUUCAUUGUGUUGGUAUUUCCCGCAUGUAGUUAAUAAAGUUUGGAAUAUACACAACUAUCAAGACCUUAAUGAUAUUUAAUGUCGCCUAGGCAACGGGGCCUAGAGCCGGAAGUCUGAUCCUGCUGACCGGUGAGAACGGAUUCCAGCCUCUACUGUGCAAAAAUGUUGGACUGCGAGGAGAUCGACAGGUUUUCAAGAGGAGCAGAAGAAUAUGCUGCUGAGGCAAUGGCUGCUGAUAUGGACCCAUGGAUAAUCUUUGAUGCACGAAAGACUCCACGAGCUGAGUUUGAUGAGUGGUUGGAAACAUAUUUGCCUUCAAGGGUUUCCCGUUUUGGAAACCUUCAAGAAGGAUCAGGGCCAGUAGGGUGGGUGGCUGUGUAUGGCCCGGGGUACUCCCCAGAGGCAUCAGGUCACAAGGCCCUUCAGGAUGACUGGGAUAAGCUAAAGAGUACAGGGCGCAAAGUUAAUUAUGAACUCGUUCGUGAAUUAGCCCUCAAUUAUAGAGUGAAAUCUGGAAAAUGGCUUAUGCAUUUAGAAACAGGAUUCAAGGUUGACCAUGCUUGGCGCGGGAUAGCUAAUGCAGUGGUUGACGGUCGCCUUAGGGUAGCCAAAGUGAGCCCUCACCAUCCAGACAGCAAACAUGUUAUAUGUGUAUAUAAUGACGACUUCACAGACGAAGAAAGCAUCAUGCAAACAGAUGCUGCAAUCCGCAGCUCAGGGGUAAAGUGUCUCCUGAGUUACAAGCCAGACGUGUACACCUAUUUAGGUAUCUACAGAAACAACCAGUGGCAGAUGUGCCCCACCAUCUAUGAAAGCCGAUAUGAUCUGGAAUGCAUUCCUCGCAGAUCCAGAGUCACCAACAAAGUUACUAAUAUAGAAGUGACCUAAAGAAGAAUUAUUGUGUGAAAGUGCUAAAUGAUUUUUUACAACACAUUACCUUGAUUUUUGUGUGGAAAUUUUUGGACUGUAAAUUUUAUUUUCUAGGCCUAAAACAGUGCUAUUGAGCCUUUGAUUUCUAUUGAUUAUUCUGAUGCAUAUGUGUUUACAAUAAAUAGAUGUGUGAAUAUA